Messenger RNA from Paramecium tetraurelia, 1365 nucleotides. RefSeq lists its product as uncharacterized. NCBI's taxonomy places the organism in Eukaryota, Ciliophora, Oligohymenophorea, Peniculida, Parameciidae. The record is from RefSeq and is a predicted model, not a curated record. The transcript has 3 exons. Gene Ontology annotation, molecular function: succinate-semialdehyde dehydrogenase (NAD+) activity.
AUGAGAAAAUUUAUAUCAAAAAAUCCAGCCACUAAGGAGGUAGUAUAGGAAUUCAAUUUUCUUAGUGAUGAAGAGUUAAAGCAAUUAAUUCUAUAAUCACAAUAAGGAUAUGAAAUCAAUAGGAAUAGCUCGUACUAAUUGAAAGCAAAGAAAUUAUUGAAGCUAUCUGAUUUAUUGAACGAAAAUUAAGAGAAAUAUGCAAGAUUAAUAUCAUAAGAGGUAGGCAAACCAAUAUGUUAAUCAAGAGCAGAAAUAAAGAAAUCAGCAAAUUAUUGCAAAUAUUAUGCUGAAAAUAUCGAUAAAUAUUCACAACCUCAAAUAGUGAUAACUGAAGCUAAAAGUAGUUAUGUGUAAUAUUCACCUAUUGGAACCAUCUACUCGAUAUCUCCUUUCAAUUUUCCAUUUUGGUUAUGUUUUAAACCAAUUAUUCCAAUGUUGGUAGUUGGUAAUGCAGUAAUCCAUAGACCUUCAGAUUCAACAGGGCUUUGCGGAAUGGCGUUAUAGGAGUUAUUUAUAUUAGCUGGAUUCAAUGAAAAUAUAUUUUAGAAUGCAUUUACAACUGCUUAAUAAUUAGAAUAAGUGAUGGCUCAUCCUUAGAUAUAAGGUGUGUCAUUCACAGGUUCUACAGCUGCAGGUUCAAUAAUAGGAGCUACUGCUGGUAAACAUUUAAAGAGAAGUGUCUUGGAAUUGGGAGGAUCAGAUCCAUUUUGUGUAUUGUAAAAUGCAAAUGUAGAAUUAGCAGUUUAAUUGGCUCUUAAAUCAAGAAUAGCUAAUUGCGGAUAAGUGUGCUUUUCUGCAAAAAGAUUCAUAGUUCAUUUUCAAUAUUAUGAUAUUUUUAAAGAAAAAUUAGUAAAUGCAUUGGAGAAACUAAAAAUUGGUGAUCCUUUAUUAGAGACAACUGAAUUAGGUCCGAUAGCAAGAGAAGAUUUAAUUACAAGUCUUUUGCAUUAAAUUAAGAUGGGAGUGGAUUAAGGAGCAAAGAUAGUUUAUGGAGGUACUAGAUUAAAGGAGAAUGAAAAUUUUAUGUUGCCAACUGUCGUAGAGGUGGAUGAGAAAAAUAUAUUGGUAAAAGAGGAGACAUUUGGACCAUUAUUUGCUUUAAUAAAAGCAAAUAGUAACGAUGAGAUAUUGAGAAUUGCAAAUAACACAUCUUAUGGAUUAGGUGCAGUAGUUGUUAGCAAUGACAAGUAAGAGAUUGAGUAAUUUGUGAAUCAUCUAGAAGCAGGAAUGGUGUUUGUGAAUGAAAUAGUCAAAUCAGAUUAAAGAUUACCAUCUGGAGGUAUCAAAGGAUCUGGAUAUGGAAGAGAAUGUGGUGAAUGGGGAGUCUAGAACUUUGCUAAUAUUAAGACAGUUUGGAUCGAAUGA